This is a messenger RNA of Solanum dulcamara, 1286 nucleotides long. Its product is annotated as GDSL esterase/lipase At1g71691-like. The record is from RefSeq and is a predicted model, not a curated record. The transcript is spliced from 5 exons. Gene Ontology annotation, molecular function: hydrolase activity, acting on ester bonds. Bases 26 to 1138 code for a protein of 370 amino acids. NCBI's taxonomy places the organism in Eukaryota, Viridiplantae, Streptophyta, Magnoliopsida, Solanales, Solanaceae.
AAAAAGCAUAACACAGUAAAAUAAAAUGGGUGAUGAGCUUAGGGUAUUUACUUGGACAAUAUUUGUGGUAUUUUUGUUUGUGAAUGUUGCAACUUGUCAAGAUGCAUUGGCACCAGAAGUUGGAGAUGGAAGAAGGACGGGUUUGGUUCCUGCCAUGUUUAUAUUUGGAGACUCUUUAAUUGACAAUGGCAAUAAUAAUAACUUGCCAUCAUUUGCAAAGGCCAACUAUUUCCCUUAUGGGAUUGAUUUUGAUGGUGGCCCUACUGGUCGUUUCUCCAAUGGUUACACCAUGGUUGAUGAAAUUGCUGAACUACUAGGACUGCCACUCAUUCCAGCACACUCACAAGCUUCAGGAGAUCAAAUGCGCUUUGGAGUCAACUAUGCCUCUGCUGCUGCUGGAAUUCUUGAUAAUACUGGCAGGAACUUUGUUGGACGCAUUCCAUUCAAUCAACAAAUAAAAAACUUUGAGAAUACACUUGAUGAAAUAACAGACAAUCUUGGUGCACCGGAUGUGGCACAGGCAUUAGCAAAAUGCAUCUUCUUUGUAGGAAUGGGAAGUAAUGACUACCUCAACAAUUACCUUAUGCCUAAUUACGACACUAAGAAUCGCUAUAAUGCUCAACAAUAUGCCAAUCUCUUGGUUCAGCAGUAUACACAACAGCUUACUAGAUUGUAUAAUCUUGGAGGAAGAAAAUUCGUGAUUGGUGGAGUAGGACUAAUGGGUUGCAUUCCAAGCAUUCUUGCACAAAGUAAUAGUAAUGUAUGCUCAGAAGAAGUGAAUCAGCUUAUUCUUCCAUUCACUAAUAAUGUUAAGUCAAUGCUUAGCAACUUAAAUGUCAAUCUUCCUGGUACCAAAUUCAUCUACAUUGACAUUAAGAACAUGUUCCAAGAUCUCCUUGCCAAUUACAGACGAUAUGGAUUUAGCGUGAUAAAUAGAGGGUGCUGUGGGAUAGGGAGAAACAGAGGACAAAUUACAUGUCUGCCAAUGCAAACACCAUGUCCAAAUAGGGAUCAAUACAUAUUUUGGGAUGCCUUUCACCCAACAGAGGCAGUCAACAUCCUGUUUGCAAGGAAAGCUUUUAAUGGUGGUCCUGAUGUUGUUUAUCCCAUCAACAUCCAGAACCUUGCCAGCCUUUAAUUUAGCUUUCAUGUGUGUGUGUAUUUUUCUAUACUUAGUUGAGAAAAUGUGAAGAUCAGCUGAAAUUUACAGUGGACUGAGGCAGUUGCUCAUGUACUACGAUGUGUAGAAUUGGAAAAUCUUUAAUUGUCUCUACACAUUAAUGCUG